Molecule: messenger RNA, 3093 nt
Organism: Yamadazyma jaroonii
Lineage: Eukaryota; Fungi; Ascomycota; Pichiomycetes; Serinales; Debaryomycetaceae
Source: the annotation of a GenBank genome assembly
AUGUCCCAACCUUAUUCUUAUUGUUCAUUGUCCUCUUCAGAACUCCUCUCAAACCAUCUAGUGGUAUCUCAUCCGGUGUGUUCACUAAAUGCUCUCAUAUCUUAUAUACAUUCCCUUCCUACUUCUUCUUUGUACUACUACUCAACCCACAAAUCCAAAUGUCAUUUCCUACGCGAAUUGUAUAGACAAAAUCAUCGUGAUCACAAGAACUUUACUAUGGAUGAACUACGAUCGUCCCCCAAGCGACCUAGCAUGUUCACCAAGAGUAUGAAGAAGCUCACAAAGUCAGCUUCGAUACUUAAUUUCAACAACGUGGUGUCGAAUGAGGAAAAAUCUAAUAGUGAUAAAUUCCAGGCCAUAGAGUAUGACUCCAUAUCCCAACCAACCAAGGAACCUAUACAUGUAAUGCAUCUUCCUGAUAAGUUCGAAGGAAACCCCCAAAGAAAGUUCUCCAGUGGUUCCAUGUCAUCUAAUGAGAAAAUUUAUAAUGUUCAAAGUCCACUAUACGAUCAUAGGAAUAAUAGUGUUACCAGUAGUUCAGUAAUAAGUCUACACCUGUUAGACCCCAAGAGAAAUGUCAGCACUGAGUCUGGUUUGGCUCAAGUAGGAUUGAAUUUGGCGGGCUAUGGAUUAUCCAAUGAUGAUUUAACAUUCAUGCCACCUAGAAAUAUCAAGGUAUCAAGGAAUCCCAGUUAUAAAUCCCAAAUCAAGGUUGAUACUAAGGACGAUAGACCUUCAAUAAGUCCUAAAAUACGGAAUACUUCCCACCCCAGUCCAUCUUUAAAGGUCAGUUCAGGUAACUUCCUCCAAUCGUUCAAUAAUUUUGCAUCCAAUAUAAAUCAAAUGCCUCCACCAAUAAUUGUGGACCAGCUAUUUGAACGACUCCUCAGUAUAAGAGCUUUUUCAGACAAGGCAGUCCAGAAGUUAAGAAACCAGUCGACCAAGCGAAAGUGGGAACUUCUUUUGAGAGAAAGUGAGACCAAUAUUGACUUUGAUUUGAAGACCAUGCUUCAUAGAACCAUGACUCAGAAUAGUCAGCAUAGUGAUGAGAAGAGUUUUGGAAGGAGUAGUGGUAGGAGGUCUGACGAAAGAAGGUCUGACGAAAGAAACGAAGAAAGAAACGACGACGUUCCAGAAACUUAUUCUCCCUUAUCUUCUGCUAAUGUUAACAUCCCCAAACUAAAAAAGAAACCAAAAGAUGGUAGCCCUGAAUGGUAUGUACAUAGAAUUUUAAGUGGGAAACUUAACUCUAAGGAUUAUAAGAAGUUGGAUAAGAAAUUGUCAGUUACAGAUAAAACUCAUGACAGCAAGCAGUGGUCAUUGGCGUUCAUCAAUUCUCAAGGUGAAGCUGCAUUGUCGGUGAUUCUCUCCCGAAUCAACAAGAAGAGUAUUAAGUCGAAUGAAGAAUUCGAUAGGGAAUAUCUCAUCAUCAAAUGUUUGAAACAUAUUGUCAGUCAACUGUUCAAUGGAUUUUUCGAAGAAUACGAAGACAAGGGAGAGAAUGAAUCUUUCAUUUAUAGUGGGUACACUAACAAAUUGCAUAUCAUCAAGUCCAUCACUCAUUCAUUGAUAUCUCCUAGAUUGGCUACUCGUAUUCUUGUCACAGAAGUGUUGAUAUUUUUGUCCUACAAUCGAGAUCCUGAGUCCUUAUCUUUGAUCUUAGAAAGCAUGCAAGCUUUACAAGAUCAUAUGGGAGAGUAUGUCAGGUUCCAACCAUGGUUGAACUCUUUUGAGUCUUUCCUUGAUAAGUAUUUCAUAGGAGAUUAUGCAUCAAAAGUCGAAUACAGUGGAAGUUUGAAGAAUUAUUGUCUAACCACCUUAUUAUUGGUGAACUCCUUAAUUGAUAAAGCUAAACUGAUCAAACUCAGAAUCAAUAUUCGUAGAGAAUUGGGAGAUUCCAGAAUCGAUAAGAUCUUUGAUAAGUUAAGAGUCAUUAAUGAUGAAAGAAUUGAUGAAGAAAUAGAGAAAUACGAAAGUUUUGGAGAAGAUGAUUAUCAUGCAUUCUUUGGUAUUGACAAUGAGAGUGUCGAUAGCUUGGAGGAUAAAAAUCUCGAUAGUUUAUUCACUCAGUUGAAACAACAGUAUUCUGAUGAAACUGAGUUGAAAGGAUUGUUACAGAAACUCGUAAACAAUCCUCCUGAAGAACAUAAGCUUACUAACAAUCAAGAGUAUCAGAAAUUGUCGUUAGAGAAUAAUGACUUGCAAGAGCAGAAUAAGUCAUUGAAGAAACAGUUGAGCAAGAUGAAGAUGGAUUCUUCUAAAACUUUGUAUGAUGAAGAUUUGGAAUUCUUGAAAGGUGAAAAUCUACUUAGUGCUGAUAAGAUUGUUGAACAAGAGAAGACUAUCAAUGAGUUGAAACAUCAACUUUCUUUAUUGAAUGAGACGAAAGAGGAACCCAGAACAAAACCUAUUAGGGUUUCUAUGGGUAAUAAUGUGAUGAUAAAUGAACUAAGAAAGAAAUUGAAAGGUAGUGAACUGAAUCCUAUAGUUAUAAAUGAUCAAGAGGAGAGCAAGACCCGUGAGGCUGAAGCUUAUCAGACUGGAGGUAUUGUAGUAGAGUUGCGGGAUGUGAACGGCAAGUUUAGUAGUCCUAGGCCUCCUACUCCACCACCGGUUUUUCCCAAAUUUGAUGACUUUGACUUCAAUCCUGCUAAUUCACAAACCGAAUCGAACUCAUUACCUUCAAGUACUGCAGCUGUGGAUUUACCACCUCCACCACCUCCACCACCAAUUCCUGCUUUCUUGAAGAAUGCUUCAAAUGCUUCACUUCCACCUCCACCGCCUCCACCUGUUCCUCCAUUUUUGGAAAAACUUGCAACUUCCAACCCAAAUCCUGGCCCUCCUCCUCCGCCACCUCCAAUACCAGAAUUUUUGGAAAAACUAUCAUCCCAGUCUGGACCAUCUCCACCUCCACCUCCACCAAUACCGGAUUUCCUACAAAGCAUAUCAAAAUCUGAUUCAACUCCUGGGGCUCCUCCCCCUCCUGGGGCUCCUCCCCCUCUUGGGGCUCCUCCACCGCCACCUCCAGUGCCUGCAUUUUUGGAAAAACUUUCAGGGUCUGCUUCACCAAUCCCCCCUCCACCUCCCCCUCCU